Populus nigra (black poplar) is the source of this 4568-nucleotide messenger RNA. Its product is annotated as DExH-box ATP-dependent RNA helicase DExH3-like. Lineage: Eukaryota; Viridiplantae; Streptophyta; Magnoliopsida; Malpighiales; Salicaceae. Gene Ontology annotation, molecular function: ATP binding; RNA binding. Gene Ontology annotation, cellular component: nucleus; intracellular anatomical structure. The coding region runs from base 291 to 3899 and encodes 1202 amino acids. The record is from RefSeq and is a predicted model, not a curated record. The transcript is spliced from 19 exons.
AAAAAAGGGCUAUCCAUUCUUCAAACUCACAAACAAAAGAUCUGGACUUUCCACAGCUGCUGGCUGCUGCUGCACGGCCUCAUUCUCCACAAUCAACUAACCCAGCCAGAAAGAGAACAACCCUCUCACUUUCUCUCUCUUCUGCACUAAAAUUUUCAGCAACCAGGUUGUUGUCAGAGAAGUAGAAGUAGUAUUUCUGAACCAUAAACCCUAAUUCAAGCAAAUGUAACAAAAACCCUUCUAAAACCCCAGGCAAGCAACCAAAAAAAAAAAAAAAAGAAGAGAAAACCAUGCCUUGCUGUAUCAGAAUGAACACAAUCAUGUCUCUAAGACCCACUUCCACCAAAACAGCAAAAUCUCUCCAUUUCCAUUACAAAGCUAAAACCACCCUUAAACCCUCUUUAUAUUCUUCAUCAUCUUUUGUUUCCGUUAGAAACCACCAAACCCUAUCUUUUACUAACCAGCCAUUGCCCCGCCCUCUUCGAUUCAGGCAUCAUGGGAUUUUUUCGUUCAAGUGUUUUGGUGUUGCAGAUUUUCAUUCCAAGAAACUUGCUUUGCCAUAUACCAGGUCUAUGCAGAGCUUUAAUUAUGGCAGGUUUGCUUACCGGGAUGUUUCUAGUGAUGAAUCCGAUUAUGAAUUAGGCUCCUCCCAGAAGGAAAUGACUGGCUCGACCCUUGACAACGUUGAUGAUUGGAAAUGGAAGUUAACCAUGCUUCUUCAAAGUAAAGAUCAGCAAGAAGUUGUAUCCAGGGAGAAAAAGGACAGACGUGAUUUUGAGCAUCUAUCAGCUAUGGCAACCCGAAUGGGUUUACACAGCCGUCAAUAUUCAAGAAUUGUUGUGUUUAGUAAAGUCCCCUUGCCAAAUUACAGACAUGAUCUGGAUGAUAAGCGUCCACAGAGGGAGGUGAUCUUACCUUUUGGGUUACAAAGAGAAGUAGAUGCUCAUUUCAAAGCUUACAUUUCCAAAAAACCCACGAGCAGAGGAUUUUUUCCUCCCAAUUCCUUGUCAAGAUCAAACAGUGGUGGGAGUAUCGACACCGAUAAAAAAAUCUAUGAGCGGCCAGAACUGUCAGUACAAAAUAGUGUUGCCAUGGAGAGAAUUCUUAGUCGGAAGAGUUUGCAGCUUCGUAAUCAACAAGAAAAGUGGCAGGAAUCUCCUGAGGGCCAAAAGAUGAUUGAAUUUCGUAGAAGCCUUCCUGCAUAUAAAGAAAAGGAAGUGCUGUUAAAAGCCGUAUCUGAAAAUCAGGUUAUUGUUGUCUCUGGUGAAACUGGUUGUGGUAAAACCACACAACUUCCUCAAUACAUACUAGAAUCUGAGAUUGAAGCUGCUCGCGGAGCUGCAUGUAGUAUUAUAUGUACACAGCCUAGAAGAAUAUCGGCUAUGGCUGUUUCUGAAAGAGUUGCUGCAGAACGAGGGGAGAAACUGGGAGAAUCAGUUGGUUAUAAAGUUCGGCUCGAGGGUAUGAGAGGAAGGGACACUCGACUUCUAUUCUGUACGACUGGCAUAUUGUUGAGGAGAUUACUUCUGGACAGAAAUUUAAAAGGUGUAACUCAUGUCAUCGUUGAUGAGAUUCAUGAACGCGGAAUGAAUGAAGAUUUUCUUCUUAUUGUACUGAGAGAUCUGCUUCCUCGUCGACCGGAGUUGAGAUUGAUUUUGAUGAGUGCAACCUUAAAUGCGGAGCUUUUCUCUUCCUACUUUGGCGGUGCUCCAGCAAUUCAUAUUCAUGGUUUUACAUAUCCUGUCCGUGCACAUUUUUUAGAGAAUAUUCUCGAAAUAACCGGGUAUCGGCUGACUCCUUACAAUCAAAUCGACGAUUAUGGUCAAGAAAAGACGUGGAAAAUGCAAAAACAAGCUCAAGCUUUCAAAAAGAGGAAGAGCCAGAUUGCUUCUUCUGUUGAGGAUGCCCUUGAAGUUGCUGACUUUAAGGGGUGUAGUUCACGCACUCGGGAGUCUUUAUCUUGUUGGAAUCCUGACUCAAUUGGUUUUAACCUCAUUGAGCAUGUUCUUUGUCACAUAGUCAAGAAAGAGAGACCUGGUGCUGUGUUGGUUUUUAUGACUGGUUGGGAUGACAUUAACUCUUUAAAAGAUCAGCUACAAGCUCAUCCUAUCUUGGGUGAUCCUUGCAGAGUAUUGUUACUGGCCUGCCAUGGUUCCAUGGCCAGCUCUGAGCAGAGGUUAAUAUUUGAUAAACCCGAAGAUGGAGUGAGGAAAAUUGUCUUAGCUACGAAUAUGGCUGAGACUAGUAUUACUAUCAAUGAUGUGGUAUUUGUGGUUGAUUGUGGAAAGGCAAAGGAGACAUCGUAUGAUGCUUUAAAUAAUACUCCUUGUUUGCUUCCAUCCUGGAUCUCAAAGGCUGCUGCCCGGCAAAGAAAGGGAAGAGCUGGUCGUGUUCAACCUGGUGAAUGUUAUCAUCUUUAUCCCAGAUGUGUUUAUGAUGCAUUUGCUGACUAUCAAUUACCAGAACUUUUGAGGACACCUUUACAGUCUUUGAGUUUGCAAAUCAAAAGUCUCCAACUUGGAAGUAUAUCAGAGUUCCUAUCAAGGGCCCUGCAGCCACCAGAGCCUCUAUCGGUUCAAAAUGCUGUUGAGUAUUUGAAGUUGAUUGGGGCUUUAGAUGAGCAUGAAAAUCUGACAGUGCUAGGACGUCAUUUGUCAGUGCUUCCAGUUGAGCCUAAGCUCGGGAAAAUGCUCAUAUUGGGGACCAUUUUCAACUGCCUAGAUCCAAUAAUGACUGUCGUUGCUGGUCUCAGUGUUAGAGAUCCAUUCUUAAUACCAUUUGACAAGAAGGAUCUUGCAGAGUCUGCAAAAGCACAAUUCGCUGGUCGUGAUUGCAGUGACCAUCUUGCACUUGUCCGGGCCUAUAAUGGUUGGAAAGAUGCAGAAAGACAACAAUCUGGUCAUGAGUACUGUUGGAAGAAUUUUCUUUCUGCACAGACUCUAAAAGCCAUUGAUUCCUUAAGGAAACAAUUCUUUUAUUUGCUCAAGGAUACUGGACUGGUUGAUAAGCAGAUAGAAAAUUGCAAUUCAAGGAGCAUUGAUGAGCAUCUUAUGCGAGCAGUCAUCUGUGCUGGCCUGUUCCCUGGAUUGUGCUCUGUUGUGAACAAAGAGAAGUCGAUAACACUGAAAACAAUGGAGGAUGGCCAGGUGCUUCUGUACUCGAAUUCUGUGAAUGCUGGGGUGCCCAAAAUUCCAUACCCUUGGUUAGUUUUCAAUGAAAAAGUGAAAGUGAAUUCAGUUUUUCUCCGUGAUUCAACUGGUGUUUCUGAUUCCGUGCUGCUUUUAUUUGGAGGAAACAUUGAGAGGGGUGGACUAGAUGGGCACCUAAAAAUGUUGGGAGGAUACUUGGAAUUUUUUAUGAAACCCACAUUAGGAGAUAUGUAUUUAAGCUUAAAACGUGAGCUUGAGGAACUGAUUCAGAAUAAACUUCUAGAUCCCAAGUUGGAUAUACAGUCCCACAACGAGCUUCUGAUGGCAAUAAGAUUGCUGGUUUCAGAGGACCAAUGUGAGGGUAGAUUUGUAUUUGGUCGACAGCUGCCAGCACCCUCAAAGAAGGCAGAAAAGGCCAAAAAUGUUGCUGGUGAUGGGGGUGACAAUUCUAAGAAUGAGCUUCAAACUUUACUUGCCAGGGCAGGGCAUGAAUCACCCACUUAUAAGACAAAACAACUGAAAAACAACCAGUUCCGUUCUACUGUUUUCUUUAACGGGCUGGACUUUGCUGGGCAGCCUUGCAGCAGUAAGAAACUUGCAGAAAAGGAUGCAGCUGCUGCAGCUCUACUGUGGUUGAAGGGGGAGACGCCUUCGUAUUCCAGAAAUACUGACCACUUCUCGGUGCUUCUGAAGAAGAGCAAGACCACAAAUCAAAACAGAAUCCCAGUUCGUGGUGGUAAAUGGAAUUAGGGUGGUGAUAGAGAACCAAGUAAUAAACUAUCAAUAUCAUUUACAGCAAGGAAGAACUAAAGCAAUUUUUUGUGAACCCGCAUGUUGGAUUCAGAUACUCCAGUUUUCAAAUGGCAGCUGAAAGGAAACUCAGACUUCACUGCACCUCUUGUUUCUUAGAAAGGUGUGAGAUAUAACAUACUCCAAAGUCAGAAGGCUCCAUUUCUACCCACUUGAGUGGAAGACAAACAAUUUCUCUAUGCACUGGUCCUUAUGCUUCAGUUCAAAGAUCUCAUCGAUCCACAUAUAUUGCUGAAUGAAAGGGCCACUGUCACUUCUAUAUCUAACUACUGUCAGUAUAGUGAAUGAAUAGCAUUAUCAUUCUUACCAAAAGAAAAACAAGCGAGGAUUCAUUUGUAAAACAAAAUAUUUACACUAUUCAUCUAUCUAUUUUCCAUCAAAUUUUGGUAACUGAUAUCAUAAAUGGUAAAGGAAGGCCAACAGAAACCUUUGCCUACUUUCUAGCAUUGGAUGGUUUGGUGAACUUGCACAGCUUGGCGCAUGGAAAAGCCCUGAGAUCAAUUAGCUUGUCAGAAUUAUUGUUCAGUCUUGUAGGUAAUAUACUUCUCAUCCAUUGUUGACCAUGCCAUAUUAAUGGUUAAAAGAUAAAUGUUUUCUAUUCUUUGGUUC